Rhinolophus ferrumequinum (greater horseshoe bat) is the source of this 1554-nucleotide messenger RNA. RefSeq lists its product as uncharacterized. Lineage: Eukaryota; Metazoa; Chordata; Mammalia; Chiroptera; Rhinolophidae. The transcript is spliced from 2 exons. Bases 276 to 1385 code for a protein of 369 amino acids. The record is from RefSeq and is a predicted model, not a curated record. Gene Ontology annotation, molecular function: nucleic acid binding.
UGGGCGGUGCAGGCAUCCUUUCUGUGCGCCUGUCUGCGGCCUGAGCUUUUGUCUCCUGAGUGCUGUCUGGGUUGGGAUUUCGCCCUCUCCUUGGCCGACUUUCGUCCCGACUCCUGCACGACCCGCUGUCACAGCGAGCGGCCACUCCCGGCUACUCCUGGAGCCAACAGACCUUCAAGAAGCAGAAGGCAGCUCCACUGCUGUGUAAGAGUGGGAUCCUUUCAGACAUGAAGCAAUGUGUAGUAUGACAUCUCUCAAAAGAUGACAUUAAUCAAAUGAAUGUUAGUGUCACUAUGCGACAGGCAGGACAGUCAAAGAAAAUGGCGGAAGCACGGUUGUCAUUCGAGGAACGCAAGACCAUUCUGAAGUGGUAUUUGAAAUUCGAGAAGGUUGCGGAAGUACAACGACAGUGGAGGCGUGAGUAUGCAACAGAGCCUCCAACACGCCUCACAAUUGCACGCAUCCGUGAUAAGUUUGAGAUGCACGGUACGGUAUGUGAUGUACACCUGGGAAGAUCCGGGAGACCUCGCACAGCAACAAGUCCUGCUUCUUCUGCGAUGGUGUUGGAACAGUUUACACGCUCGCCACAGAAGUCUACCAAACAAUGUGCACGUGAGACAGGAGUUAGCAGAACAAGCAUACGACGCAUUCUUAAAACAGCAAAAGGGAAAGUUUUCAUCCCAAGAUUAUUACAUGCACUGAACGAAGACGACCCUGAUCGAAGGGUGCAGUAUUGUGAGUGGUUCCAAAACAUGGUACGAGAGGAUGAGGAGUUCAUGGGCAAAAUGGUUUGGUCUGGUGAAGCACAGUUUAAAUUGAAUGGAACAGUGAACCGACAUAAUUGUGUGUUUUGGGCUCCAGAAAAUCCACACAUUCAUGUGGAAGAAGAAGUCAAUGUACCGGGCCUCAACGUGUGGUGUGGACUGUCAUUAAGGGGACUAAUUGGGCCAUUUUUUUUUGAAGGUACCGUUACUGGUCAAAUGUACCUAGACAUGCUACGCACAUCCAUUUUACCUGCAAUUCGUACACUUUUUGGGAAUGAUCGAUUUUACUUCCAACAAGACGGCGCCCCACCGCACUUCCACCGAGAUGUGAGAGCUUACCUCGAUGAGAAUUUGGCAGGACAAUGGAUAGGACGAAGAGGUGUGGUUGAGUUUCCCCCACGUUCUCCUGACUUAACACCCCUUGACUUCUACCUAUGGGGGACCUUAAAGGAUGUGGUGUACCGUAGAAAACCGGCUACACUGGCGGAACUUCAGCAAGAAAUUGAAACAGCAUGCGCAGCGAUACAAAUGGACACUUUGGUCAACGUUGCUCAAGCAGUUGUCCACCGUAAUCAGAAGUGUCUGGACACUGAUGGUAACCACUUUGAGCAUCUCUUGUAAUUGUUCUUUGAGCAUCUCUUGUAAAAGAAGUCCACCGUGACUUGUGUUCGUCUUUUGUUACCAGUGUAUAUUGAGUAUUACAAUUUUAAUACAGUUUUUUCCUUUCCUAAAAUGUGUAUAUAUUUUUUUGGCACCCUCUGUAUAUAAAUUGGUGGUUUUAAAUAAAAUG